ACAGUCAGAGGGGGGGAACGAGUGGCCCCUGGGGCGCGAUCGCCCAGGGGCCACAUAGCAAAAGCCUGGCACGUUCAUUCUACGUGCCAGGCUUUCCCCGCAGUCCCUCUCCCCUUCCUCCACUUCCCCUCUGCUCUCUGCCCCCCCUCUCUGCACCACCUACUCUCACGAUCGUCUGCAGCUGCUGUGUGAUGUCUCUCCUGGUCUGUCUUCAAUCUUCAGCCCAGGCUUGCUAUGCAGCCUCUGCUGUGGGCUAUCUAACUGGGAGGCCAGGAGUAUGUCUUGUUGUCUCUGGACCAGGCCUCAUCAAUGCAUUAAGUGGAAUGGCAAAUUCUAACAUGAACUGCUGGCCACUCAUUGUGUUGGCAGGAUCAUCCGAUACCAAUCAGGAGACAAUGGGAGCUUUUCAGGAAUUCCCACAGGUUGAAACAAGCCGGCUAUACAGCAAGUUUUCUGCAAGACCCAGUAGUUUGGAGGCUAUUCCAGUUGUCAUUGAAAAGGCUGUAAGAAGCAGCAUCUAUGGCCGACCUGGUUCCUGCUACGUGGAUAUUCCAGGAGACUUUGUAAACAAAAUGGUUAACAGGAGUGAUGUGAGGUACACUGAAUGCUGUUUGCCACCCCCCACCAGCCUAGCAGAUCCCACCGCUGUACACAAAGCAGUGCUGGAGCUAAAGAAUGCGCAACAGCCUCUUGUCAUAGUAGGAAAAGGUGCUGCCUUUUCACGUGCAGAAAGAAGCAUAAGUAAAUUGGUGCAAGAUUGUGGGCUACCAUUCUUACCUACUCCAAUGGGCAAGGGAGUUGUGCCAGAUAACCACCCAAACUGCGUGGCAGCAGCCAGAUCCAGUGCACUACAGAAUGCUGAUGUUAUACUGCUGCUGGGAGCCAGACUCAACUGGAUUUUGCACUUUGGACUUCCACCAAGGUUUCGACCAGAUGUUAAGAUAAUUCAGAUUGAUAUAUGUGCAGAAGAGCUUGGCAAUAAUGUGAAACCAGCUGCAAGCCUUUUGGGAGAUAUUGAUGCUGUGACACAGCAGCUUUUAGAGAACCUCAGUGAAACAUCUUGGAAGUAUCCAGCCAGUGCUGAGUGGUGGAAAAUCCUUCGGGCAAAAAUAAGAUCCAAUGAGGAAAACUCUAAGGUUUUGGCAUCACAGACAUCACUUCCUAUGAACUAUUACACUGUGUUUAAGUAUGUGAAGGACGCACUUCCUAGUAACUGUAUCAUUGUGAGUGAAGGAGCCAAUACAAUGGACAUUGGCCGCACUGUACUGCCGAACUACCAUCCACGACACAGGUUAGAUGCUGGCACAUUUGGAACCAUGGGAGUUGGACUAGGAUUUGCCAUAGCAGCAGCGAUGAUAACCAAAGAUGAAUGUCCUGAACAGCGUGUGGUUUGUAUUGAGGGAGACAGUGCUUUUGGUUUCUCUGGCAUGGAAGCUGAAACAAUGUGCAGGUAUAAACUACCAAUUAUAAUCAUUGUUGUUAAUAACAAUGGCAUUUACAAUGGAUUUGAUGAGGGCACAUGGAAUGAAAUGAUGGAGUCUGGGGACCCUGCAACCAUGGCCCCUCCUGUGGCACUAAUGCCAAAUGCUCACUAUGAACAGGUUAUGAAGGCCUUUGGUGGCAAAGGAUACUUUGCUCGUACCCCUGAAGAGUUGCAGAAUGCUUUGAAAUCCAGCUUUGCAGAAAAGGCUGUUCCUUCAUUGAUCAAUGUUAUGAUAGAUCCAGUUUCAGACAGGAAAAAACAGGAGUUCCACUGGCUGACCCGGUCCAACCUGUGAUUGCUUUCCUUUUAUGAAAUUGCACUUAGUAUUCAUGCCUUUUUGUUUUAUUUGAAGGUAGUACAUUCUAUUAAUUACCGAUAAAUGAAAAUACUAAAAAGUAUUUUUAUAAUAGAAAAGAAUGCUUCCAAACAGAAAAUAGAACACUUCUGUGUAAAUAGUAGUAUAAAUUAACAAACCAAAAAUAUUUUUUUAAAUGAUUUCACCUAAUAAAUUUCGAGCCUAAUACAGCGUUUGGGUGCAAAAUAAAGACAUAAUGUUUCACUAAAUUUAGUGCUCAUUUAUUUGUUUUCUUAUAAGAUAAUUAUUCCUUCACUAGGGCAGUUAACUUGAACUUGAAAAAGGGCUUUGCCCGAAACAUGUAACAAUGCACCAAUAAAUACUAAUUGCAGCAAA
Molecule: messenger RNA, 2174 nt
Organism: Xenopus tropicalis (tropical clawed frog)
Lineage: Eukaryota; Metazoa; Chordata; Amphibia; Anura; Pipidae
Gene: hacl1
Product: 2-hydroxyacyl-CoA lyase 1
Exons: 16
Coding region: 192-1778 (528 amino acids)
Biological process (GO): fatty acid alpha-oxidation; carboxylic acid catabolic process
Cellular component (GO): peroxisome
Molecular function (GO): 2-hydroxyacyl-CoA lyase activity; catalytic activity; carbon-carbon lyase activity
Source: RefSeq, a predicted model, not a curated record